AUGACUCGCCAAGACUUGACGCGAGUGGAAGUCUCUCUUCAUAAACACACCAAUGAUGCCUGGAUAAUUAUUAAUGGAGAUGUCUGGGACGUUACCGGCUUUGCCGAAACACAUCCCGGAGGUGAAGAUGUCGUUGAAGAGCACCACGGAAAAGACGCUUCCGAAGUCUACAAUUCCGUCCACGGCCCAAAACUGGCAAUGAGCUAUUUUGGAGAGACAAAACUUAUUGGAAGAGUCCCAGAAUUGUUCCGAGCUCAGGAUCAGCAGGCUUUGGAAAACCCCAAGCUCAUCAAAAGUCCUCCGCCGCUUGACUCCAUCAUAAACCUGCAAGACUUUGAAGAUGCUGCAAGAUCUUGUCUCAACGAACGAUCCUGGGUAUACGUUUCCGGUGCCUCAAAUGACUGCUACACAGCGUCCAAGAACGCCGAGAUAUAUCAGUCAGUCUUUCUGAGACCUCGAGUCUGUAGACCUAUUAGUCAGGUGGAUACAAGCACAACGGUAUUGGGUCACCGUUUCGACGUCCCUAUCUUCAACGCUCCCGCGUCCUUGGCUAUGCUGACGCACCCGUCCGCCGAGGUUGGGUUGGCAAAGGGACUGUCUGCGUCCGGAAGCACCAUCAUAAUGCCUACACUUGCCUCAUAUUCACUAGGCGAGGUUGUUGAGGCUCUGCCCCAGAACCAUCCUUUCUUUUUCCAACUGUACAUUCCCCGAGAUUCCCUAGCAUUGGCCAAGCUCUUGGAUGAGAUUCGUCGUGCUUUACCAAAGGCUGUCAUGGUAACUGUGGAUCUGCCGGUCUUUAGUAAACGAGAGGCCAACGAGCGUUACGAAAUGAGAAUGGCGAAAGAAAAGAGUGAGUCAAAGAACAAGAAACAGACCAAGCAGUCCCGCGCCGCCAGCGCAGCAAUCAACCCGGACGUCACAUGGGCCCAGAUCCAAACCAUCAAGGAAAAGUUGGGAAUACCCAUCUUUGUAAAGGGGAUACAGUGUGCUGAAGACGCCAUCAAAGCCUUGGAAAGCGGCUGCGAAGGAAUUUACAUAUCGAAUCACGGCGGGCGUGGUGUCGACACCUCGCAGCCAGCGCUCCUGACUCUGGCUGAGAUCAACAUGAAGUGUCCACAGCUCUUGCCCCGAAUGAGUGUUUUCAUCGAUGGGGGUAUUCGUCGAGGCACAGAUGUUUUCAAAGCCAUCUGUCUCGGUGCGCACGGUGUCUGUCUUGGCCGACCUUUCUUCUAUGCUCUGAUGUACGGAGAAGAUGGUGUACGGCAUCUGAUGAACAUCUUGCGAGAUGAGCUGGAAAACGCCAUGCAGCUGUGUGGAAUCCAACGUUUAAGUGAGGCUCACCCGGGAUUACUGAAUACCAAGGCCCUCGUGACCAUGGUUGAUACGGGCGAGCUGCUCAAAAUGGGGAGCAAACUGUAA
Molecule: messenger RNA, 1419 nt
Organism: Fusarium oxysporum Fo47
Lineage: Eukaryota; Fungi; Ascomycota; Sordariomycetes; Hypocreales; Nectriaceae
Product: FMN-dependent dehydrogenase-domain-containing protein
Exons: 2
Coding region: 1-1419 (472 amino acids)
Molecular function (GO): oxidoreductase activity
Source: RefSeq, a predicted model, not a curated record